UUAUGGUCACUUACUUGACAGUUAGUUUAAAUGUGUGAUUAAUGAUAAAAUAAGUACUUUUGUAUUGAUCAAACUUUAGCGUUUGCUGAGUAAUCAUUUUAUUCACUGAUUAUUUUUCUUCCGCUGUACAUAUUUUUUUAUGAGCGAGAGAAAGUUUUUCAAAACCCCCAUUUUAAAAUGGACAGUUGUAUAACAGAACUAAAGAAAUUAAGUAACAUACAAAUUAAUCUUGAAAUAUCCGAAACAGCUUUUCAAGAGUUUAUGGCUAAGUAUGAAUCAGAAAUAUAUGCUUUCUAUUCAUCGUUAAAGCAAAAAAGAGAGGCUGAAAUAUUUCAACUGAGAAGUAAAAUUGAUUUAAUACAGUCACAGUUCAAAAAUAUUCAUCUUCAAACUGAAAAUAUUCAAAUCUUGAAUUUACAGAUGUUAAAGAAAGAAAUGAUAGACGUUCAAGAAAAUGUACAACAACUAAGACAAGACUGUAAAAUUAAUUUGGAAAAUUUAAAUCACGAAGAAAAGUUAAUAACAGAACAAUUAUGUAGUUAUGAAAAUAAACUCUUAGACUGGGAGAAAACCAUCAAUACCAAUUUAAUUUAUCUAAAAGGAAAAAUGCCAUCUGCAAAUAGAAAAAAAUUUGCUUUUGAAGUAAAAGAAUAUUUGGAUUUUGUUAAUCAGUUUGGACUUGAAGGUGGUUGGGAAACUGGUGAUCACAGUUUAUUUCUCAAAGUAAGAACUAAAAUCAAAGAACCUCAAAAAACUGCAAAAUAUCUCAACUCCCUAAUGCCAGAUAAAAGCAUAGAAGUAAUUUUAGAGCAUGAAAACUGGUAUCAAAAAUAUCUUAAUUUAAAAGAGAAACAGCGGAAUGUAAUUAAGCAAUGGAGAUGUCAAACUGCCCCUACAGUGGCGGGAAAAAAUGAUUUGAAACCAACACUAAAUAUCUAUCAUAAAGAAGAAUAUAACAGAGAGAAAAAUAUCCAACGAAUUAGUAAAUGGAAGGAUGAGAAACAAAAACUAUUAAUUAAUAAAGAAAUGGAAAAUCAGAAAAAUGUAGAACUUCAGAAACAAAUCGAAGAGAAGAGGAAAUUACAAUACAAAGAAAAAAAAGAAAAAGUAGCUGUAUGGAAAAUAGAAAAAAAACGAAAACAUUUGGAAGAAAAAUUACGAAAUGAAUUAUUGAAAAAUAUUGAGAAAGAACAAAAGUCUACAGAAGCUUUAAAAGCCAUUAAAUUAUUUCAAAGUAAAGACGAUGAAUUUAUUGAGAAAAUGAAGAAGAAAAGAACGAAACAAGCAAAAUCUACUAUUGGUCUAAUAAGAGGUAAAAUAUCUGCCCCAAGAGACCCAGAAAGAUUAUUUAAACCUACAAAGCAAUGGAUGCAAAGAUCAAAAAGAAAAGAAAUCCGAAAGGGUGCAGUUAUAACAUUCCCAAUGGAUAUUAAGCAAGUCCCUAAAUUAUGCUUGCCAAUGUGGAGGAAAGGAGUUCCAUUAUUACAUUAAUAUUAAUAAAAACUAAACAAGUGUGCUGUUUUCAAUAUCACAUUUUCAUAUAUUUUUCAAGUGACUGGUAUAUGUUUUGUACACUCUUUUUAAAAAUAUUUAUAACACUUAAAAGCCUUCAGUAUUACUUAUUACAAAGAAAAUUAAAAACCAGUCUUUUAUUAUUAAAUAGUCCAUUAGUGUCUAA
Agrilus planipennis (emerald ash borer) is the source of this 1678-nucleotide messenger RNA. RefSeq names its product coiled-coil domain-containing protein 112-like. The transcript has 8 exons. NCBI's taxonomy places the organism in Eukaryota, Metazoa, Arthropoda, Insecta, Coleoptera, Buprestidae. The record is from RefSeq and is a predicted model, not a curated record. Bases 607 to 1491 code for a protein of 294 amino acids.